CCGGCGGCGUGGUGUGGACCGGCCGCAAUCACUACACGUGUUCCGUAUAAUAUCGCUGUGUAAAGAUAUUUUAACAUUUUCUUCGAAAAAAUAUUUUUUCCAAGCUUUUGAUACUCGCUUAGAUUGAGUUUUUUUUAUAAGCGUGAUUGUUACUGUGUUGGGGUAAAUAUUUUGGUGUGACAGUGUAUAAUGUUUGUUUGAAAAAUUAUUGAAUGACAUUAAUUCAACUGUGAUAUAAAAAAAAAUGUGCCGACAUGAAUUAUAAUUCUUAUUUUGAAAUUUAAUUAAAACUUUUUACAUUCAGUGUCUAAAAAUAAAUAAAGUAGUGACUAUGACAUGCAAACUUUUUGGUGGAAAAAUGUGAAGUGCUUUUUUUAAAGUUACAAAUAGAAUUUAAAAAUGGCGGCCUGGUUUUGGUUGGCCGCGUUGCUGUGCGGAUCUCAGGCUGCAGUUCUGCCUCCACCAUGGGCUGAUGUAAGGAGGAAUCCCUGCGCUGCUCAUCCUAGAGGCUGGCUGAUGCUCUACUGGCCUACUGAUGGAAAAUGCUAUACUAUUUAUCAGAAAGGCCAUCCCUGUCCAGAAACCCAGGAGCUGAGUCCAGGACGGUGGGGUGGCAGGACGGUGGCAGAGUGCAAGUGUCCGCCGGGCACCGCGCAGCUGCCGCUCAGCACCACCUGCCACCAACUAUUCCAGCGCGGCCCCUGCCGUCCCGGCGAGUACUUUGCGCCCGUCGAGGAGUCCUUCAACAAGCGAGGUGAGCGUCAAGGCAUGUGCGUGCGUCCCCAACAAUGCGCUGAUGAAACACUGCUGUACUGGCCUGCUGACGGCCGCUGCUACUACCGGCUCAGCCAGGGCCCCUGCUACUCCGGGGCCAUACUGGACGUCGGAAACGAUGGACUGGCUGUGUGCACUUGCUCAACAGAGGGUCCCCACCACUGGCCAUCAGACGGGGGAUGCUACGCUCACUACACGAGGGGGCCCUGUGAGCGAGGCCAGCUCUUCCUGCCAGGGUCCAAGUGCGGCUGUGAGCCUCAUAUGCCGCACUACCAUAAUGAGACACAGGCUUGCUAUGAGCUGGAUACAAUAGGUCCGUGUCCAAAAGGCCACGUGUUUUCUAUAACAGCGUCGACGGAGGCCUAUCACGCGGAGUGUCGUUGCAAGUCGUUCCACGCGCGAGCGGCAGAUGGCGCCUGUUACAGACUGUAUACGCGGGGACCUUGUGCCGUGGAUGAGAUGGUGGCACGAGGAGGCAGGUGUACUAAGGUUCCAUGCUCACGCGGUCGUCUCUAUGUCCCGGAGCGGCGGCGCUGCUACCGCCCCGGUACAGCGGAGCCCUGUCCUAUAGGGGAAGUGGUAGCCUUCGACUUCGAGGCACGACCGGCUCUGGACGGCUUGAGCCAUAACGGGGUCUGCGCUUGUGGCAGCGGCGUUUGUGCUAGGAGAGAGGUGGAAGCAUGCAGUUCCCGACGAGGCACCGUCCCCUACAACGGCGCAUGCCACAUCCUCUACACUCAGGGACCCUGCUCUGAAGGCUCCUGGCUCACGCGAGACUUCGCUGGCAAAGUGCAGUGCACUUGCAGGCCAGGACAGAAGUGCGACACACGAGUUUCUGUUAAGAGCUGACAUCGAUGAACAACAUUUAUACGUUCCGCUAGGGCACAAGCCUCCAUGUCACUGCGGGUCGCAGAAACCCAACCAGACUUGAGUCAAUAUGGUCUUAAGAAAAAGUCCUUUUAAAAUACAGACCCCAUUUUUAACUAUUGUCAUGUAAUAAAGAAUAAUACUGCGUAUAGAAGGUUAAUUCUCCGCCUCGCAUCAAUUCGUAUCAGGUGCAGCUAGAUUUACCUCACCCCCUCUGGAUCUUACUUUAGUCUCAAUGACUGUAAGCCGCUAAUGAGGAAAGGAGACGCAGAUGUGUCUGUCUCGUUCGCACUUAUGCGGAUUCGAUUUUUGUAUGGAGAAUCCGGGGUGUGCUAUUGUGUUUGGUUAUCUGGGUCGCAGGAGGAUUUAGAAUAGUUCAUUUCCUAAAUUUUAUUGAUCUAACUAAGACCUCCAAUGGAAUGUCUAUAGCAAGGUCAUGGUACGAAAAAGCGGUGUUAAAUUUAAGAUCUGAAUAAAUAUCAUAAUAAGAAGAAUAUGGGGGUAAGAAUUAUUGCCUCCGCCGAUCUAUUGGAAUGUCUUGAAGACACAAUUAGUUAAAAUAUGAGUGGCUCAUAUUGAGUCGUAUAUUGUAGUGUAGAUAAGUACUGUACGGUCAGUGUCCUAAUAUAGGCAACCAUUUUGUGUCCUAAUAUGCCUGUGUUUGUGCACUAGCGGCCGCCAUGGUCCAGUGAUUGAGAGUUGAGCUCACGAUCCGGAGGUCUUGGGUUCGAUUCCCGGUGGGACCAGGGGCACACGUCUUAUAGAAAAAAUACUUUGUGAGACUGUCUCCAGAUUGAACUAGACAUUCGGACAUUCGGAAGGCACGUUAAGCCGUUGGUCCCGGCUAUUACUUACAGUAGUAAGUACGUUGUCGUUACAUGGGCCACUUCAGGGGCCUGUGGUGGCAUAAACGACCUCACAACCCAAUUGACAGAAGAAAACUAUACCUACUUACUUUCAAAUAUGGUUUACUUUGAAGACUGAUAAUUCAGAUUUCGGUAAAAUAGUGCCGGAAUACAAAGACGAUGGAGAGCCAUGAAAAUCCUUAUGAUAUACGCCAACUUCUAUAAAUUUAAACUUGGAAUAUUAUGAUUCUAAUAACCAAUACCUAGUAUUAAGUUAUGAAAAUUAAACCAUAAGUUUAUAUACAAAGAUUUCUUUUUAUUUCAAUAACUUAACAUGUAUAUCUUAUAAAAUCGUUACAGUAUAAAAAUAAGUCAAUAAUUACGAACUAAUG
This is a messenger RNA of Pectinophora gossypiella (pink bollworm), 2878 nucleotides long. RefSeq lists its product as uncharacterized. The record is from RefSeq and is a predicted model, not a curated record. Lineage: Eukaryota; Metazoa; Arthropoda; Insecta; Lepidoptera; Gelechiidae. The transcript has 8 exons. Bases 400 to 1623 code for a protein of 407 amino acids.